This is a messenger RNA of Aplysia californica (California sea hare), 936 nucleotides long. RefSeq names its product lectin ADEL-like. The record is from RefSeq and is a predicted model, not a curated record. Bases 1 to 618 code for a protein of 205 amino acids. The transcript is spliced from 3 exons. NCBI's taxonomy places the organism in Eukaryota, Metazoa, Mollusca, Gastropoda, Aplysiida, Aplysiidae.
AUGGAAAAGUCUACCUGCGACGUGGCCGGAGCAAGGUCAAACAAGUCAGCCUUCGCCCCUGCUCCAGCGGAACAGGAUGUGUGCGGUGUAAUCAGGGUGGAAAGUUGGAGCUAUAAGUACGCCGAGAAGAUAGUACAAGAUGCUUCGUAUGUCCUCAACAUGACCGUCGUAGAUCGGCAGUCCGCGGCUGCGUGUACCCUGGGGGAAUCCUUCGGCUACCAGAAAGCCACACUUUGGGUGGAUCACGGCUGUCGUGCUGACUUCAAAGUUUGCUAUCUCCCAGUGAGGCCGACCGAGUGCCAAGUACUCAGGGUGGAAAGUUGGAACUACAAGUACGCCGAGAAGAAGGUGGCCAGAGCUGCAUUGUUCAUUGACAUGACCGUGGAAGAUCGGCAGUCCGCCGCCAGUUGCGAUCUGGAUAAAUCCUUCGGCUCCUACAAUCAGAACUCCACAGUGUGGGUGGACCAUGGUUGCCGUGCCGACUUCAAUAUCUGUUAUGUCAAAGGUAGGUGUGACGCCAGUAAAGCAGAAUAUUUUACGAGAUGUAAGACAGCCUGCGAGAACAAGGAAUGUACUGUUUUGACAUUUGGACAGUUUGCUACGAACUGGGUAUUCUGAAUCGAGGUUCUUUAAAAAACUCACGAACUGGCAAUUCGGUUCAAGUUCCCACAUGACUUGCAUUUAUUGGCACAAUUUAUCUUGGAUUACUUAGAACCGCACUUUGUCUUGGCUCGUACUUUCUCUAGCACGGUGUGCUUAUUGAGAAGUUCACAACUGGUAUAACUUCUGAGUGACAUUAAAAAACAGAACUAGUGCCGUAAAACGCCUGCUCAAACGACAUUAAGUAAAUGUACAUUGUACAUACUGUUUCUCUGCGUUCUUUCCUCUUUGCUUCCAACUGGAUCACUGCUCCAACCUUGCACAAGAAACAUUUCU